This is a messenger RNA of Danaus plexippus (monarch butterfly), 1378 nucleotides long. It is a transcript of the gene MED22, whose product is annotated as mediator of RNA polymerase II transcription subunit 22. NCBI's taxonomy places the organism in Eukaryota, Metazoa, Arthropoda, Insecta, Lepidoptera, Nymphalidae. Gene Ontology annotation, molecular function: transcription coregulator activity. The record is from RefSeq and is a predicted model, not a curated record. Gene Ontology annotation, biological process: regulation of transcription by RNA polymerase II. The coding region runs from base 256 to 672 and encodes 138 amino acids. The transcript is spliced from 3 exons. Gene Ontology annotation, cellular component: mediator complex.
AAUUGUCAAUUUGACAACUAGAAACCAAGAAUUAAAGAAUUGAAUUGUGAAACAGCAUCUUAAUUCUUAAAAUGUACUCCUAUAAUAUAAACUAAUAAUAGUGUUAGAAGAAAUGUUUAUAGUGCUAAAGGUCAAGAAAUAACCUUAAUUAAGGGGGUGUCAAAGUCAGCGCAUUCUGUUAAUUUAAAAAAAAUACUGCAAUAUCAUUUUCUUAAAAUUGUUUAAUAUAUUAAUAUCGAGUAAAACACUAUAAAAAUGCAUCGAAACUUACCACAAAACAAAGAAGCUUUAUUAAAGUCUUAUACAACUCGUCUUAAAGAAGAUGUUAAAAGUAUGUUGGAAAAUUUUGAAGAAAUAAUAAAACUGGCUAAAGGUGAAAAUGAAUCACAAUUAAACAGGAUGACACAAAUAGAACAAGACACAUUUGAAAUGCAAGUGAGAGCUGCAAAUAUUGUUAGAGCUGGAGAGUCUCUGAUGAAAUUGGUGUCAGACAUUAAACAGUACUUAAUAUUAAACGAUUUCCCAUCCGUUAAUGAAGCAAUUACACAAAAUUCAAAAUUAUUCCGAACGAAGCAACAGGAGUGCGACCAAAAACUGAUGUCACUUCGAGAUGACAUUGCAGCUGAUCUCUAUGAUUUGGAAGAUGAAUAUUUCACCAGCAUAUAUAAGUGAAAAUAGACUUAUAAAUACUGUUAAGCAAUAUUGUUUAGAUAGUUAAUCAAAAAACGGAUAAGAUUAAUUUUUGUAAGUAAAUAGGUAUUAUAUCAUCUGUGGAUUAAUGCAUGUAGUUCUUUAAGUAUUGAAUUAAGGAAAAUACUAAUAAGUUUAAAGUUACAUCUUAUGACAUAAAUAUAGUUUUUUUUUAACCCUUGUCCGUCUUACCAUAACUAACAUAAUAACAGUAAGUCUAAAUCAAAAUCAAUAGUAUUAUUAUAUUAUUUGCAUGAAUUCUAGAAGCUUAAUCAUAGACAUCAUUCAUUGUUUCUUUAAUGGUCAAUAAAAUCUGUUCAAUAUUGAAUAUCAUUUCAUAGACCAGUACAUGAUUUGAUUUAAAAAAAAAUAUGGACAGGUGUACUAGUUUAUUGAAUCUUCUAAUAAAAUAACAAUCAACAAAUAUUAUUUUUUAUUACAUUACAUACAAGCACUACACAUUCUCCUUUAUAUGUGAUAUAAAAUCUCAUUUAGGGCAGAACAUGUAAUGUGGCCCUUCUUGCGGGUAUUGCUUAGCGACAACUGGUCUGCCAAUUUUGUAAUUAUCUAAAUACAUAUACAGCAUGUAACUCCCAAACAUGGCUCCCAAAAACCAGGUCCAUUGUUGCCACAUUGGAAUCCUAUGCUUUACACUUAUGUUGAAUCGAUCUUCACCAAUAAUUUCAGA